Mesorhabditis spiculigera is the source of this 1158-nucleotide messenger RNA. The record is from the annotation of a GenBank genome assembly. Lineage: Eukaryota; Metazoa; Nematoda; Chromadorea; Rhabditida; Rhabditidae.
AUGGCCGACAUAGUGGGACCACUACGCCCGUCAGACUCCUGGUCUACGACAGAGGUGAAGUCGAUCCAGCACAGCCAUGUGUGGAACAUCCGCGGCUUUUCGCAAUGCGAAUGCCGCUACCUUGAGACGGCUGUGAAGGUUCGGGAACAGACGCUGCAACUGCCGACUUCUGGCCUCGGCGUCAGCGAUCAUGGCACGAUGGCCUUCCGGAUACGACUUCAUCCUCAAGGAAAUAAAGAGAGCAACAAGGAUUUCACCUUCUUCCAGGUUUUCUGCAGCGCCAACACCGCCCGCUACAAGGCCAAGUUCACCGUCUUCAACACGCGCAACGAGGAGAUUCCGACCACCAUUUACACCGGUACUCAACAGCUGCACGGUUAUUUCGAGUACAUUCGCCGCGACCUACUCGUCUCCCACAUAGCGCCACAUGAUGAAUUACAGCUGGUGCUUACCCUGACCGUGACUUUCGACACCGUCACAAAAUCCUCUCAAAACUCGGCGCCCCGUCCACCAUUCCCGGAGGCACGCCCGGCGGAAGUUACUCGCGAUCUUGAAGCCAUCUUCCGUGACCCCAGGCUCUCGGAUUUCAAGAUAAUGGUUGGAUCCCGUGAAUUGCUAGUACACAAGGUGAUUGUCGCCGCCAGGUCACCGUACUUUGCCGCAUUGCUUGAGCCCCACACCGAAGAGUCGAGGACGGGCGUGCUUCGGUUGCACGAGGAGGACGUGGAUUAUGAGGUCAUGAGCGAGCUCGUCGCCUACAUGUACACUGGACGCUGUCAUCGCCUCACCGACAUGGCGCUUGAGCUGCUCGCCGCCGCCGACCGAUUUGCUAUGCCGGGACUGAAGGAGGUGGCCGAGCAGAAUCUGCGCGCCACGCUCAGCAUCGACGGCUGCUGCCGCUCCCUGAUGUGCGCCGACAUCUAUGGAGCAGCUGACUUGAAAGCUGACGCGGUGCGCUUUAUCACGCAGAACUCGUCGACCGUAAUUCAGACUGACGGCUGGCAGCAUAUGGUUUCUUCCAAGCCCGAACUCGUCACCGAAGUCGUUCAAGCCAUCUCCGACAUUACGAGCAGCACGCCCCAUCAAUCAAGUUCCUCAAGCGUCGAGCCACCUUCCAAACGACUUCGUGUCCUCGGCCCAGCUGACUUGCGCCGUCCC